UCCGCAGCUAUCGAGAGGGGCGGCGAGGUGCGGAGAUUGGCGGCGGAAGCGGGAGUCGUCCGACUAAAAUGAAAAGAGAACCGUAGCCCUCUGGCGAGUAGUGGUGAUAGUUCCGGUACGGCAAUGAGCGCGGCGGAGUUCUUCGACAAAGCGGAAGUCGUGGCCAUUCCGAUGCCGCCCACGCACGGCGAGGCGGAAGAGGCGGCGCCCCCGCGGCCGCCGCUGUCCAACAUGGUGACGAGCACGACGACGACCGCGACGACGACGACGGACGACGACGAGAACAACAACACGGAGGCGGCCGUCGACGACGGGUACUCGCCGCUGCGGUCGCCCAUCGACUCGAUGGCCAGCUACGGCGACGACUCGCGCACGCUGCUGAACCCCGCGGUCUGGAACCGCGCCACGCCCGCCUCGCACCUCAGCAGCGCGCGCUCUGGCGCCUCCAGAAGGAGCCGCUACCGGAAGGUGCGUCGGCGAGUCGUGCUGAAGAGCGGCGAGUGCAAUGUGGUGCAGACGCACGUGGCGCAGCGCCGGCUGCGCUACAUGCAGGACAUCUUCACGACGCUGGUGGACACGCAGUGGCGCUGGACGCUGCUCGUCUUCGCGCUCGGCUUCAUCCUCAGCUGGCUGGCGUUCGCCGUCAUCUGGUGGCUCAUCGCCUUCACGCACGGCGACCUCGAGCCCGAGCACCAGGAGGAGGACUCGGGGUGGCGGCCGUGCGUCGUCAACCUCAACAGCUUCGCCUCCUGCUUCCUGUUCAGCAUCGAGACGCAGCACACCAUCGGCUACGGGUCGCGCAGCACCACGGAGGAGUGCCCCGAGGCCAUCUUCGUCAUGUGCCUGCAGAGCAUCUGCGGCGUCAUGAUACAGGCCUUCAUGGUGGGUAUCGUGUUCGCCAAGAUGUCGCGGCCGAAGCAGCGGACGCAGACGCUGCUGUUCAGCCGGAACGCCGUCAUCUGCCUGCGGGACGGGCUGCUGGCGCUCAUGUUCCGCGUGGGCGACAUGCGCAAGUCGCACAUCAUCGGCGCGACGGUGCGAGCGCAGCUGAUUCGCACGCGGCGCACCAAGGAGGGCGAGGAGCUGGCGCAGUCGCAGUGGGAGCUCGACGUGGGCACCGACGACGGCGACAACAACCUCUUCUUCAUCUGGCCCAUGACCGUCAUCCACCGCAUCACCGAGACCAGCCCGCUCUACAGCCUCUCGGCCGCAGACCUGCUCGACACCAAAUCGGAGAGCCGCUUCGAGAUAGUCGUCAUCCUCGAGGGCACCAUCGAGUCCACGGGACAGACGACGCAGGCGCGCUCUUCCUACCUGCCCACGGAGAUCCUGUGGGGCCACCGGUUCGAGCCCAUGGUCGCGUACAACAAGGAGCGCCAGGCGUACGAGGUCAACUACAGCCUCUUCAACAACACCCACACUGUAGACACGCCGCUGUGCAGUGCCAAAGAUCUCGCCGAUUUCUAUCGCCUGCAGGAAUUCGCUCGAUCUCCCGCAUCAAGACUCAGUGACCUUGGAAGCAGUUUGUACUCUUCUCAGCAAUAUUUACUACCAGACGAGCAAAGGAACAGUAAAACUGCAGUGGUUUGCUCACAGAAUGCACCUUUAUUGGAUGUCCCAGACUCAGUAGAUAUUAACAACUUAUCUAUUGUAAACACACUUGAUGAAACUGUUGUCUGACAACAGUAGACAGAUUUUUUAUAGCAUAAAAUAAGGGUUUCUUAUGCCAAGAACUGAUGGACUACAUUAACAAGCCUUGAAAAUAACUGGUCUGAAAAAAGAAGUUUUGAACAAAUUUGUUUAAAUGAAACAUUCUACCUCUAAUUUGUUUGAAUGGAACACACUGUGCAAGGAAUGGCCUGAUUCACCUACUGCUCACAAUCACCCACAAGUUCACAAUCACCAUCAAGUUUUUGCACUUGAAAUUCAACAUUUUCUUUAUAAAAGAUGGUUUUAUUAAAUCCAAUAAAAGAGAAAAUAGUUUAAUAGUGACUCUUUCCAGAAGUAGCAGAAUUUGCUCCUUCAGAACUAGUCAUAAAUAAAAACUGAUUUUGACAUUACAGAUUGUUUUACUCCAAUAGUUAACUUUUCUGGUGACCUUUUAUAAUGUGCUUAAAACUAUAGCUGUGACCAUAACAAUCAAAAUUUACAUUUUCGUGCUGUAUACUGUGAUUCAGUAACUCAGCAUCAAAAAUUUAUAUUAAUUGGUAAAAUGUGACUAUGAAAAGAAUAAUGUGACUAAAAUAAAUGGUUGUACAUGUAAUUUUUCAGUGAGAAGAAAGAAAAUAUAAGUAAUGGAAGCAAUAAAGCGAGUAUUUACAAA
Messenger RNA from Schistocerca cancellata (South American locust), 2323 nucleotides. RefSeq names its product G protein-activated inward rectifier potassium channel 3-like. Gene Ontology annotation, cellular component: plasma membrane. The record is from RefSeq and is a predicted model, not a curated record. The coding region runs from base 124 to 1680 and encodes 518 amino acids. Gene Ontology annotation, molecular function: inward rectifier potassium channel activity. The transcript is spliced from 4 exons. Lineage: Eukaryota; Metazoa; Arthropoda; Insecta; Orthoptera; Acrididae. Gene Ontology annotation, biological process: potassium ion import across plasma membrane; regulation of monoatomic ion transmembrane transport.